Molecule: messenger RNA, 5261 nt
Organism: Sphaeramia orbicularis (orbiculate cardinalfish)
Lineage: Eukaryota; Metazoa; Chordata; Actinopteri; Kurtiformes; Apogonidae
Gene: pou6f2
Product: POU class 6 homeobox 2
Exons: 10
Coding region: 335-2314 (659 amino acids)
Biological process (GO): regulation of transcription by RNA polymerase II
Molecular function (GO): RNA polymerase II cis-regulatory region sequence-specific DNA binding; DNA-binding transcription factor activity, RNA polymerase II-specific
Source: RefSeq, a predicted model, not a curated record
CUGUCUGAGGAGCUCUCCAGUCAGAAGACACAAGGGGGAAGAGACAGAGGGAGUCAAGGCAGGAGGGAGUGUGUGUGAGAAAGAGAGAGAGGGAGGAGGUGACAUCUCCAGUGCUUGUCUUAGGAAGCAACCUCAGGCUUGAACCUGCGGUGGCCAUUCAGAUACAUGAAGUUGAGGACACUCCUUCUGGUUCAGUACCAAACAUGUACUAGCUGCUUCCUGUUCUCUGGUGGCAUGUUUUAACUGCUUGUUGGCUGACUUCAGUAUUUGGACAGUCUGAAAACUAUUUUUUGUCUUUUUGUCUGGAGCUUUGUGUAGCUCCCUCCAGGAUCCGAUGAUUACAGGGCAGCUGAGCAAGCCGCUGCUCUCCCUGCGCAGCGACAUGAACGCGGCAGAACUCCGGGGGGACGACAAAGCGGCCACCCCAGACAGCGAUCUGAACGACGAGCCCCUGCUCCUGCCCUCUGAGACCACGGACAGAGAGGGCACUCCCAACAAGCUGUACGGGAUUCGUGACGGUUCGGUCCAGUCUGAUGUCAGCAGCAGUCCUUCUGAACAGAGUCAACUCGGUCAGUCCCACCCAGGAUACCCCAUGGGUCCACAGUCUCUCUUGGUGGCACAGCAGUUGGCUAAUGCAGUAGGCGGUGUAAUGUCUGGGGCAGCUCCAGGCAUGAACCAGCCCAUCCUCAUCCCCUUCAAUGCAGGCGGACACCUGGGCGGGCAGCAGGGCCUGGUCCUCUCCCUACCCACAGCCAACAUCCAGAGCCUGGUGGCUGCUGCUGCUGCAGGGGGCAUCAUGACACUCCCCCUCCAGAACCUGCAAGCUACCUCAUCACUUAACUCCCAGCUCCAGCACCUACAGCAGCUCCAACAGAUGCAGCAGCACCACCAGCAGCAGCAGCAGCAACAACAGCAGCAGCACCAUCACCAACAGACCCACUCCCACACCCCGAACCAGCUGCCAUCCCAACAUCACAUGACCACGCCAAGCCAGCAGCAGCAGACCUCUGUCCCGUCUCCUGGCUCCACAUGCUCCUCCACCUCGGGACAGCCUCAGCAGUCUCCUCCACACCGACCCAACCAAUCACCAGCCCGCAGCCUUCCCUCGCCCGUCACCCCACCUAUGCCGUUACCACUCAAUCCUCUUGCCAGCCAGGCAGCGGUAGCAGCGGCGGCCGCCAUGGGGUCCAUCGCCAGUUCUCAGGUGUUUGGCAACACCCUGUCAAACCUGCAAGGAGCCACCGGACAGCUGGUCACCAACGCACAAGGACAGAUAAUUGGAACAAUCCCACUGAUUCCCAACUCUGCAGGGCCCUCCAGCCAAUCAGGGGGUGGCAACCCAGCACUGCAGGUACAGCCAAUUACACCUCAGCUUCUGACCAACGCUCAAGGCCAGAUCAUCGCCACGGUGAUCGGCAAUCAGAUCCUGCCUGUCAUCAACACCCAGGGAAUCACGCUGUCACCAAUCAAGCCUGGACAGCAGCUGCCUCAGGCUCAGCAGGGUCAGACAGGCCCUGCAUCGUCUCAGCCCAACCUGCUCCACAUGCCCCACAGACAGAGUCCACUCCACCAGGCCUCUUCCUCCUCCUCCACCUCCUCCUCUUCCUCGGCUCUCAGCGUGGGGCAGCUGGUCAGCAACCCGCAGACCGCCCCCAGCGAGGUGGACGGGGUCAACCUGGAGGAGAUUCGUGAAUUUGCCAAAGCAUUCAAGAUCCGCCGUCUCUCCCUGGGCCUGACACAGACUCAGGUGGGCCAGGCACUCAGCGCAGCCGAGGGGCCGGCUUACAGCCAGUCUGCCAUCUGCAGACACACCAUCCUGAGAAGCCACUUUUUCCUACCACAGGAAGCCCAAGAGAACACUAUAGGUAGCAGUCUGACAGGCAAACUGAACCCUGGCCUUUUAUAUCCUGCCAGGUUUGAGAAGUUGGACAUCACCCCUAAAAGCGCCCAGAAGAUUAAGCCAGUUCUGGAGCGCUGGAUGGCCGAGGCUGAAGCCCGCCACCGAUCCGGCAUGCAGAACCUGACUGAGUUUAUCGGCAGCGAGCCCUCGAAAAAACGCAAGCGGAGGACCUCUUUCACCCCGCAGGCACUCGAGAUCCUCAACAGCCACUUUGAGAAGAACACGCACCCGUCGGGACAGGAAAUGACGGAAAUAGCCGAGAAACUGAACUAUGACAGGGAGGUGGUUCGUGUCUGGUUCUGCAACAAGAGGCAAGCCUUGAAAAACACAAUAAAGCGUUUGAAACAGCCCGACAUCGGCGUGGCUGCGCCCAUGGACCCUCUCACUGAUUCUCUAGAGGAGCUCCCGAAAUGAACGAGCUCACCACAAAAAAAAAAAGAAAUUAAUUAAAAAAGUAUGGAGUGGAAAAGUGGCAGCCAUUAAAACAACAAGCGGGAUGAACUCAUCUUGAAAUGAGAACUGAAAAAAGUUUCCAAGUCACCUGGAUGGACAGUCAUGAGUUUGCAAACAAAACUAUGUGUUGUCAGUGUGAUUACCACAGUUAUGUAAAUGACCUUGGCGAAACCAAAAACAUGAAAAAAGAGAUUAAUAUCUGAGAAUUAUGUAAAAACAUACAGUGUGCUGUUUUAGAUUCUGGCCUUCCAGACCAGACUAUUGCCCAAAUUUUGGUUCCCACGAGGAGGGAUUUAGUAAAGAGAUCAUACCAAAUCAAAACACUAUUUACCAAAGUCUGUUGCAUCUGAGUACUAAGAAUAAUUUUGUAAUGUAAAUGUGCUCUAAAUUUUUACAUUUGUACUGGCAAAAUCUAAGCUAUAUGUGUGAGGUUGAGUAUACAUUUUAUCUUUGUCUUGCUUACUUUUUUCUUCAUUGUUUGUAUGUAAAUAUUUAAAGAAAAAAAUGGAAAAAUGCUGUCUUUGAAUUGAAAUCACACUGAUGAACUUCUGUUUUGGACAAAAAAAAAAUUUACCUUUACUGUUAAACGAUUGCAUAAUACUGUUGUUUGCCUCCGAUUUGUGUUUCAUCUGCAAAUAUUUUCAGUCACAGUGUACAUUUGUACAACUUUUACAGGUAUUUAUCAAUAAUUUGAUGAGAUUGUUUCAGAGGACGGACGGAGAGUGAACCAAGGACAGUCGCAUGAUGAUGAGGAUGAUGAUGUUGCUGAUGAUGAUGAUGAUGAUGAGGGGUUUCGGUGUCUGUCAAGUCAACUGCAGCUUUGUUUUGAGCUACUGUGUCAUUCUGUUGCCAAAGCUUGAUAGCCAAAGAACACAUUAACUUCAGCUCAAGGACUGGGGAAUAUUUUAACAUUUGAUUUGUACUCACAUACAGAUUUCUCACCCUUUUUUCUAAAAUGUUUUAUUCUGUGGGUCAAGAAAAACACUCUUGUGUCAGCUGUAUUUACUUCUAUUGGCAACAAAAGGAAUUGUGUUAGAUCAAUUUUCUGUUGCUUCAUUUCAAAAAGGCAAAAUUUUUCCUCUGCAAGUUUCAACACCAACGGCAAGAAGAACAUUUAUCAACAGAUUUGGUGAGAUAAAUUUCAACUGAUCACGUUCAGUCUUAAAUGCUUCUUGCUGAAACCAUUGAAAAUAACAUUAUUUCACAUAAUAAACCCUUUAAUUAUCUGAUAAAUUAAGUGGAGCCUCUUUGUUGCCACUGACCAAACAUUUUCUAAUCCAGAUGUUUUUAAAUGUCUAAACAUUUCAAGUCAAAUAAGCUCAAAUAUAGCACUUUGACUAAUUCUGCAACUUACUGAAGGUUUACAGUACAGAUGUCACAAUCAGAUAUUUUGAUGCAAAUGUAUUUUUUCCAUAUUCAUUACAUUCCAUAUACGGUGCAAAUUAAUUUCCACUAUUUGACUGCCAUCACUGUGUACUUAACGCCUCGUUUUACAUUAUUCCAGACAAAAAAAAAAAAAAAUCCUCCUAGACGUCUCUCUACAAAUGCUCCGUUUUUAUAAAAAUAAAAAGAAACCUCACAGGAAAAGGAGGAGGAGGGAAAAGAGGUGAAUGUUGAGAAUAAGUGUCACAUGUCAGAACAAGUGAACUUAAUUUGAAGUGAGGUGAAAUUUGAUGCAAUUUAUUCAGAAUCAUGUGUCUGCUCGAUAUCUGUCUUUCCAUGUCACAUUGGUUUUCUCAGUCUUUCAGUCCCCUGUGCACUGCUCGGUCCUUCUCUGCCUGGAAAUAACACACACACGUACUCAGUCCAUGUUAGAAAACACAUGAGACAGCUUUACAUGCCUGUGUUGUAAAAAGAAAUAGGUGGAGCAACAUGCAUUCUAUUUUUAUUUGGUGCACAAGGACUUUAAUUGUAGCUUUUUAUUUAACAUUAAACCAUUUCAGGUCAGAUUUGUUUGCACUUCAAUUAAAAAAAAAACACACAUUUAGCUUGUAUUCUUUGCAUUUAGUCAUAUUUAGGCCAUUUUUGUUGUGCUUUCAAGAGGAAAUUAGUUCAUUUUUGACCUAUAUAUUCUACCCGUGCAUCCCCAGAUGAACAUAAAAAAGCAGGUUCUUGCAGGUAGAACAUGGAUCAGUUCUGAGGCUUACCAAUAAAGCUGCAACCAAAACCAAAAAGAGGGAAAAAAAAAAAAAAGACACAUAAAAGGAGUUAUGCCUUUGCUAAACUUUUCAAUGCUGGACCAAAGCUCUAUAGUUAUGCACAUUGUACAGAGAAAUAGAUUCAUGAUGUUGACAAUCUUUAAAAUCUGCGAAGAAAAGAAUUGAAGAGUAGAAAUGUACAGUAGUUCAUCCAAGGUUACCUCAGUACUGUUCUUGUGAGAAUCAUACAAAUAUGCCAUAAAGCAGCAGCAGGUCAGUAGAUAAAGCAGAUGAUUUGUCUGCACUGUGUCAAUGUUCACCUUCGAUGUGGAGGAGAGGCUCGUGUUUUUUAUUUGUUCAGUGACACAUGAUUGUUUUCAUUUCGUGAAGUGGUUUUCCUUCCUACGUGUGACUCUGCUCAUCAUGUAUUUUUACUUUCCUGUUGCUUUAAUUUGUCAUUCGUCCCCCGCCUCUGCCGUCGUGAUGUUCACCUCUCAGUUUUAUCACAGACCCACAUAAAAGAUGACGACCAGAUUACAGUAAUGUUGCUCUGAACCCAAUUAGGAUGAUUUGUUAAACCACUUUUCAAUGCUUUUUUGUGAAAUUUUACUAACACAAACAACCUGGUUUGAUGUUUUGUUAAUAGUCAAAGAACUCGAAACCAAAGCUGAAGAGCCUGCAGAGGUUGGUUUUCAUUUUUUUUAUAGACUGAAAACUGUAAUCUAUAGAGCAAUAUCUGUUUGGUCAGUUAAGCAGCACUUUGUGUAUUU